Messenger RNA from Amaranthus tricolor (Joseph's coat), 1279 nucleotides. Its product is annotated as RNA-binding protein 2-like. The transcript is spliced from 6 exons. Gene Ontology annotation, molecular function: mRNA binding. Bases 227 to 958 code for a protein of 243 amino acids. The record is from RefSeq and is a predicted model, not a curated record. NCBI's taxonomy places the organism in Eukaryota, Viridiplantae, Streptophyta, Magnoliopsida, Caryophyllales, Amaranthaceae.
AAGGAAUUAGGAUUAGAAAUCAUCUUUGUUCUAUACCUUGUUGCGGUUUUAGUGCUCUAAGCCGAUAGAGGCUGGGAUUCUACAACCAAUUGCUUGUAUCCCAAUUAGAGUACAAAAAAUUAGGGUUUUUGUCUAAAACUCAGACAAAAACACUCCUGAGAAAAUCGACAAGUAUUAUUCAAUUUUAGGGUUUCCUGCGAUUUUACAAGUUUCGUAUACGGGAAUAAUGGCGGAAUGGGGUCAACAGGCACCUGUGUAUCCCCCUCCUGGCGUGCUUAAGCGUCCUCGCACUGAAUAUGAUAUGCCUCCACAAAUGGCUCCUGGGCAUGAUAUGCGUGAGUAUAUAGUACGUGAUGAUGAGCGAGGAGCACCAGGGGUUGCGAAGGACUCAAAGACAUUAGGAUCUGCUUAUGAUCAGUUUCUUCAAAGAACGGAAGUUCCAUCAUACACUGCUGGGGAAGCUACUGCGCUUGCUGGGGCUUCUUUGGGAAGGGGCAUUCCUAUGGGAGACCCGUCUAUGUUAGGCCACCCUGGACAUAUAGUUCUAGGCGCAGCAUCAAAUGGCCGAGAUGUUGGAUAUAGGGGCCAGAUGCUAGUUGACACCAUGCCCAGACCAGUACGUGAAGCUGUACCUCUUCCUUCUGACGCUACGAACACUCUAUAUGUUGAGGGGCUUCCUCCAAAUAGCACUAAAAGAGAAGUAUCUCAUAUUUUUCGUCCUUUUGUGGGGUAUAAAGAAGUACGACUUGUGACAAAGGAAUCGAAACGUCGUGGAGGAUAUCCUCUCAUCCUAUGUUUCGUUGAUUUUGUUGAUGCUGCCUGUGCUGCUACUGCUUUGAGUGCCUUGCAAGGAUAUAAGAUGGACGAAGAUGACCGAGAUUCUACUUAUCUACGGAUUCAAUUCUCUCGACACCCUGGUCCUCGAUCUGGUGGUGGUGGAUCACGGGGGAGGCAUUAGAGAUUGGGAUUCAGUAACGGUCAACAUGCAGUUCAAGCUUGAUCAUAUUGUAACCUGUUCAUUGCCCCAUUUUCGGAGUUUGCUUAUGCUAUAGUGUAUUAGUCAUUCCGCUAUGAUGUUGUCUUCCCUUGCCUUAAAAGUAUCUAACAUACCGGAAAACAAACUAGCAGAGAAAAUUCGGAAUUUAUUAUUUUCACCUUGUUUGCAAUGCCUUUGAAUCUAUUAGCCUUCGGUGUCUAGUUUUUGGCAUUUGAUUUCUGAUGUGUAUGCUGUAUUUGGCAGAUUUCCGUUAGCCUCAAGCGCCAUUUUUACCUACUCUUA